Molecule: messenger RNA, 1225 nt
Organism: Schizophyllum commune H4-8
Lineage: Eukaryota; Fungi; Basidiomycota; Agaricomycetes; Agaricales; Schizophyllaceae
Product: mitochondrial carrier
Exons: 8
Coding region: 52-1101 (349 amino acids)
Biological process (GO): transmembrane transport
Molecular function (GO): transmembrane transporter activity
Source: RefSeq, a predicted model, not a curated record
CGAACUCUCCUUCUCUGUUUCUCGAGCGAUAGAUCGACGAAGAACGUUACCAUGAGCAACAAUGGUGCGCGCAUAUCCCCGUCCUGCAGCACCUCCAACGUUGAUGAACGCAUCCUCAUCCUUGUUUCGCACCUCACAGACGCGUCCGUCAAGCUCAACCCCACCGUGGACUUCCUCGCCGGCAACAUAUCUGGCAUAGCAGGGCUAGUCGUCGGAUAUCCCUUCGAUACCGUCAAGGUCCGCUUCCAGACGCCCGAGUACCAGUCGCGGUAUAACUCAACGUUCAAUGCGCUGACGACCAUCGUGCGCGAGGAGCGCUUUACGGGGCUCUUUAAGGGUAUUAUGUCGCCGAUCGCGACCGUAGCUCUGAUGAAUGGCCUCGUAUUCGCGUCGUACCGCUUCUUCAUGAAAAUCCAGCUAGAAGACGCGCAUUCCGUGCCCACGUUGUGGCAGAUCUUCCUCGCUGGGUCUGGGAGCGGGAUCGUGUCGUCCAUAAUCACGACGCCGACGGAGCUGGUGAAGAUCAGGCAGCAGGCUUUGUCGACGCGAACGUCUACGCCGAAGGUCGCUCUUGCCAUAUUGCGGGAGACGGGCCUGAGAGGCUUAUAUCGGGGCAUCACUUCGACGGCCUUGAGAGACAUUGGGUACGGGCACUACUUUGUUGCGUAUGAGGCGACCUGUCGCUACUUCGCCACACCGAAGACCGUGGUUCGGGAUACCGACCACUCGUCUAUCAUGUCCGAGGUCGAGGAGAUUAACGAACUCUCGUGGCCCGCGCUUCUCCUCGCGGGAGGGGCAGCUGGUAUAGCCGGCUGGAUAUUCACCUUCCCCUUCGACGUUAUCAAGACCCGGAUGCAGAGCCCGCCGCAACAGACGCAGAGUUCCUCCCCAACGCAUAAUGCUUCUGGGGCAGCUGCUCCGUUGUUGGACAGGCCUGCGGCGUAUCCAUAUAGGACGACGUGGUCGACGAUCUUGCAUUCCUAUCACACGGAGGGGAUGGGGGUGUUCUUCAGGGGGUUGGCACCUACUUUGAUACGCGCUGUCCCCGUCAACAUGGCGACCUUCGCCACUUUCGAAGCAGUUGUGCAUACUCUCUCAUAGUUUAGGCGUAGUCUCACAUAGCUAAGGCGUACUACCUUCUAAUCAAUAAAUCGAUCGCAGCACGCUCGAAGGUGCCGACUGCACUCUUCAAGUCACUCGAUUGAUGCUGGAUAAUGAAUGCCAG